GCCUUGCAUGACUGGCUAACAUAUGCACUCAAUCUCAAUAGCUUACAAUCAACUUUAAUAUGGAUACUUUGUGAUCUUGAGAACAAGAUGAUAUAUGUGGAGAGAAUGCUUCAAUACACAAACAUCCCCAGUGAACCACCUCUCGUGAUUGAAUCAACUCGGCCUGAGAAAUCAUGGCCUUGUCAUGGAGAGAUUACUAUUUGUGAUCUGCAGGUGCGAUAUGGUCCACAUUUGCCUAUGGUGCUUCAUGGAUUGACAUGCACUUUUCCAGGUGGCCUGAAAACCGGAAUCGUUGGAAGAACAGGAUGUGGCAAAUCCAUUCUGAUUCAAACUCUUUUUAGGAUUGUGGAACCAACAGCUGGAGAAAUCAGAAUCGACGGAAUAAACAUCUUGACCAUUGGACUGCACGACUUGCGUUCCAGACUGAGUAUCAUUCCUCAAGAUCCAACCAUGUUUAAAGGAACGGUUCGUAGUAACUUGGACCCUCUUGAGGAAUACAAUGAUGACCAAAUCUGGGAGUCACUUGACAAGUCUCAACUCGGGGAUGAAGUGAGGAAGAAAGAACUAAAGCUAGACUCCCCUGGUUAG
Molecule: messenger RNA, 588 nt
Organism: Thlaspi arvense
Lineage: Eukaryota; Viridiplantae; Streptophyta; Magnoliopsida; Brassicales; Brassicaceae
Source: the annotation of a GenBank genome assembly